AUGGCUCCAUCCAGCGAAACACCCGACGACAAGCAGCUGUCAAAUGCCCGGCACUACCCUCUUGACAUCGACCUCCCCUUCGACAAUUACGAGCACCGCCUCGUUGCCCGCGACAUCCUCGUCCACCGUGUCAUGUCCAAGCUCCUGUUCCCAGGCAGCAAGGGCCUCGCCCAGGCCUACGAUAUCCACCGCAGCCACGAGAACGGCCUCCACAACUUUGGCCCCAUCAAGCGCCACGACAAAUCUCUUGCCAGGGAUCUCGAGCUGCUGCGGAAGAUGCUGACCACCUGUAGCGUCGCCGACGACCACUUCGAGCCUUCCUAUCCCUCUGCGCACGCCAAAGUGCUAUCUUCUACCGGACUCUUACAAGCUGGCGCCCCGCCCAAAACAUGGCACGUUCCAGCGGAAGAGCAGGGAAGGGUCCGCGUGACCGUUGGAGAAGAGAUAGAGGACCUGGUGAGGAGACAUUAUCUCGAGACAGACGACGCCUGCUUGAGGUUGUGGCUGCAGACAAUCCAGCCACCCAGCCUGUCCUCGUACAACACCUUGCCCACCGGCUCGCGCGCCGAGCACACUCAUGCUGCAAUGGCCCAGAGGCGCAAAAGGCAUGAUGCCACAGAAUUUGCCGGGGAUGGAAAGAAGUGGUACAAGGAAGAUACUCAGCGCCUGGCAGACAUCCGAAAAAAGAUGCGAGAAACACGUCUGCCGCCCUUGCACGACGGGGGCGCGUCCCUCCCCCAGCUGCGACUACGAGUGCUGUCUUCCAAAGCGGCGAGGGUGCAGUACCUGGCGAGUAGCACGGAUAUAGCGAAGGACAUCCUGCUUCUCCACCAUGAAAGCUUCCGGGACCGCAUAAUGGACAUGGUAUUCCCCUGGCCUGAGGGACCGGCGCCCAGACGGGUCUUACAUGUUCCGUCAUGCGGCUCGCGGUCCAAGAAGCAGUGGCUGCAGGCCAUGGAAUCAUCGCCCCCAGUUGACUUCUCCAGUGGAAUGACCGGACGGGGACCGCAGCGGAGCGCGGUCUGGUCAACAGCCGCGUGCGGCGAUGGCGUCGUCGAGAGGGGCAGGUCAGCUAGGCGCUCACGUCGACGUUCAACGAGCGAGCCACCGCAUGGCAUGUUCACCUCCGCCCGCCUUCCGCGGUCGCUCAACCGCCUGAGGGGCACUUUGAUAUUUCCGCAGAUGAAGCUCGGCACAAUGUACCAACGCAGCCGACGGCGGAGCCUCAGCAGGACGCGGAUCGCCGAGAUGUUUGACUGGAAGACCCGGCCCAGACAGGCAUACGAACAAGGGAGGCGCCAGAAAGAGGCACAUGACGAGGACCAACGCGGCUCUUGGCAGGCACCGUUAACCCACGAAUACUCAACACGCCUGCAUGCCCUCAGUGAAUGCGUACAACACACCAUUCUCCUCUACGGCAUGGAUGUCGAAAAGGCCGAGUGGGCGCAGCUCGACAGAAUGCUUCGCAGGGUCUUGGACGAGGCAGACGGGUACAAAUCUGGCGAGCGUCCAUGCCAAAACUGCGCGGCGCGGCACCUGACUUGUCCAGAGCCAUGCGGGUUCUGCGGCGCACCGAGCCCUGACAAGGGCGGCGAACACGAGGCAGAGGGGACGCCGAGCGCCAGUGUGCAGCACAGAAUGGGCCCCAACCGGAGGAAUCCUAGGAAGAAGAGAGGAACGGAGCCCAAGGACAAGGGGAACGAGAAAGAGGAGGCAGAGCUCCCUUGGUACACCCCGCUGCAACCGCGCACCCGACCCAUCGUCGUGUCCAAGUCUGGCAAGAGGAAUGCCUGGAAAGGGCCCGCCACCAAGUGCUAA
This is a messenger RNA of Diaporthe citri, 1818 nucleotides long. RefSeq lists its product as uncharacterized. The record is from RefSeq and is a predicted model, not a curated record. The transcript has 2 exons. NCBI's taxonomy places the organism in Eukaryota, Fungi, Ascomycota, Sordariomycetes, Diaporthales, Diaporthaceae. Bases 1 to 1818 code for a protein of 605 amino acids.